Molecule: messenger RNA, 1234 nt
Organism: Bactrocera dorsalis (oriental fruit fly)
Lineage: Eukaryota; Metazoa; Arthropoda; Insecta; Diptera; Tephritidae
Exons: 7
Coding region: 133-921 (262 amino acids)
Source: RefSeq, a predicted model, not a curated record
UUUAAUGUAUUCCCUUAAAAUGAAAACUUAAAAGUGACUGAUCUGUUCACAUUGAUAACAUUCAUUUGUGUGCCAUUAAGACGCCGUCCACUUUCUGAUAAGUGGAUUUAAAGUUGUGCGUAUGCAGAAUAAAUGGUAACGAACACGAGAAACCACACGAAGAUGGCUAUACUGCAAUCUUGUUGCUGUUGGAAGACAGUGCGUGCCGGCAGCAUGGCAAGCGCCGCAUAUACUUUGGUGUACUUUGGUUUUUCCACCGUUGUUAUGCUCAUUACCGUUUACGAUGAACAGGAGUUUUUGGCUGGCAGCAGAGAGCAACCAUUAGGGGAAAGCAUCUUGGCUAAGGGAGAGAUAACACAAGCUAUUGUUGUGUUUAAUAUUCUCUUUCUGAUUUGCUCGUUCUUCAUCGUCAUAUCGUCGCUCUUAAUGUUCGUGGGGCUGAAGCAGAAUCGUCGUCAACUUCUGUUGCCCUGGAUAGUUUUCAUGCUUUGCGAUGUGGUCAUUGAGAUUGUUCAUUUGGUCUAUUUAUCAUUUACCCAAAUCGUGAACUUCGAUCCCGUAGUUGGGUUUAUAUUCACUAUCGACUUUUUUAUAAUGUGUCUAAAUUCUUACUGUUUGCUGUGCGUGAUAUCGCAAUAUCAAAAUUACCUGCAAGGACUUGGUUGCGGGAAUCAACAGAUACGGACCGAAGUGCUGAUACAAUCAGCUGAUGGUGAAGCCGGCACGAGUCAGCGUGCAACGAAAAUACAAAAAUCUAUAGCCAGUCCUUACGUAACAACAAAUCCACACACACAUAUUUCGACGAUACACGAGGAGAUGGACCAAAAUCAUAAAAUUCCUACGGAUUCAGCGGAAGUGCCGAGCGAACUGGUUGAGGACAACUGCUUACACAUAACUGUCAGCAUUCCGUCUCCGUUAUAAAUGUGACGUUACCAGAGUUUUCUUUUCAAGUGGAACCGGCAACACGUGGCGGAGAGUACAAACAGCAGCCGAAGCAGCAACAGGAUUUGCAACGAAUGAAUGCAACAAUUACGCGUGUGUAGCUAAAGUAGCAAAAUUGUUGCUGUAAGUGUACGAAUAUCCAUGUGAAGCUAUUUUGUGCUGCAAAAAUACACGUAAAGGCCGUGUGCGGUAAAAAUGCAGGCGAUUAUUUCAUUGAAAGAAGAAGAAGAUAAUAAAUUAUCGAAGUCGCACACAAUAUAUGUAUUCCACCUUUGCCAAUGUAACAACAGAA